Molecule: messenger RNA, 2601 nt
Organism: Triplophysa dalaica
Lineage: Eukaryota; Metazoa; Chordata; Actinopteri; Cypriniformes; Nemacheilidae
Gene: wdr75
Product: WD repeat domain 75
Exons: 21
Coding region: 68-2560 (830 amino acids)
Biological process (GO): positive regulation of rRNA processing; positive regulation of transcription by RNA polymerase I
Cellular component (GO): nucleolus
Molecular function (GO): RNA binding; protein binding
Source: RefSeq, a predicted model, not a curated record
CGCUUCACUUCAGGCGAAGAAGAACUGCACGGUCAGCGGCCACAUGUGAAAUUUUAGCGAUAGAAACAUGGUGGAGAAGAGUGACAUCCGCGUGGUGCGCUGCGGUGGCAGCAAAAUAAAUCUUAGAGCUCCGAUCAUCUCUUAUGACUCAAGGUACGUAUUGUGCACAUCUGGAGAUUUAGUAAAGGUCUACAGCACACGCACAGAAGAGUGGAUACAUACUCUACAAGCCCACACCAACCAAAUUACAGGCAUCGCACUGAAUCCUGCCAAUCACCUACAGGUCUACUCUUGCUCAGUAGAUGGCACUGUUAAAUUAUGGGACUUCAUUGAUGGCAUUCUUAUUAAGACUUUUGUCUUUGGAUACCCGUUGUUUUCGUUAUAUGUGUCCAAGAAACACGAGGGAGUCAUUUUCCUGCAUUGUCCGGUCACCAAAAAAUCAGAAGAUGAGGCUUUCCAGUUGGUUGCCGUCAACCUGCCCAAGUCAGCGGAACAGGAAGUGGAGGUCAAAGAGCUGAAGGCUGUUCUUUUUGAUAUCAGUUCAAAUCCUAGCUGCACAGCUGUAGGCAGAGAGGGUGAAUAUAUAGCAUCUGCAAACCACCUCAAACUUCACAUUUAUUUCUUCAGGAAGCAGAGAACAUACAGUUUUUCUCUAAAUGCAACUGAUAAGAAAGGGGCCAGAAAUGUGUUUACAUGCAUAGCCUGUCACCCAAAAGAAGACUGCAUUGGGACCGGUCAUGAAGAUGGCAAAAUCCGCUUAUGGAGAAACUUCAAUAACAAGAAAGAAUGCACACAUUCUACCAUGCACUGGCAUCACAAUGCUGUCAACACUUUGUGUUUUACUGCAGAAGGUACUAAUCUGUUGAGUGGAGGCCUUGAGUCGGUGCUUGUCCAGUGGCACUACGGGGGUGACAAAAAAGAGUUCCUGCCCCGUCUCGGAGGAUCUAUUUUACACAUAUCUACAUCACCCGAUGGCCAGUUGUUCUGCACAUCUCAUUCAGACAACAAAAUCACAGUUAUCGAGAGCAGUCUCAAGGUGUCUGCUGUCAUUCAGGGUUUAGUCAAAGGAGAUGAAGUUUUGACUGAUCUAAUGAUUGACCCGCGCAGUAAAUCUCUGGUGCUGAACGGGAAACCGGGUCAUCUGCAGUUUUACUCCCUUCUGCGCGACAAGCAUCUCUAUAAUCUGGAUAUUGUGCAGCAAGAAUAUAUUUAUGAAGCCGGUCUGGAUCAGUUUGAGGUGGUCAAGGCGGCCUUCGAUGUAAAAGGCUCUUGGCUCGCUACAGUGGAGCAAAGGGGGAAGAAGUCCUCCGAUCUAGAGAUUUUCCUCAAAUUAUGGGCUUUUGAUGAGCAAACACAGAGUUUUGUUCUGAAUACCUCCAUUGCUGCCGCCCACGAGGAUCAGAUUAUGUCCAUGUGCUUCAGCUCUUCUGAGGAGACCACCAUGCUGGUGACCACAGCCAAAGACUGCCAGUUUAAAGCAUGGGUGCAGGGGUCCGAAGCAGACACACAACAGUCCUUCUGGUCAUGUGAUUUUGUGGGAAGCUACCAUAACCUAAGGCCCACAAACUGCAGCUUCUCAGCUGAUGGCUCUCUUCUGGCAGUAAGCUUCCAGGAAGUAAUCACCAUAUGGAGCCCAGAAACCUGGGAGCUGCUCUCUACCCUGUGCCAACCACCUGGAGAAAUAAGGGACCUUUGUUUCGGCCGGUUAAGCUGCUCCAAAUACCUGCUCGGCACGACCACCAAGAACCUUCUCUGCUGUUGGAACCUCCUCACUUGUGCAUUGGAGUGGUGCAGUUCUUUAGAUGUUGGAACGUUGCUGCCUGACCCCCUCUCUGAAAACGUGGCUGCAUUUUCAUACCAGCCUACACAUACAGACCUGUUUGUUUUCAGACCCAGCGAGCCCCGGCCUUUAUUUGCUCAUAAGUCAGUGUGCUCGGGGAAGGUGCAUCGCGCCGUCUUUGUUCCCCGGGAAGAGCUGUUGGCCAGAUGUGAUGAAGGUUCCCAGUGGCUCAACAGAUCUCAACUGUACUUUCUCAGCCAAGCCAUGGAUUUGUUGACAUUCAGCACGGCAACAGAAGACGACAGGAUGUUGGCUGCGAGUAAACGGCUGGUGGUUGAUGAUAGUGUUGCUGUGACUCCAUUUUACCUGCUGUUGGGCAAACAUAGACAACAGCAGGAGAAACCCAAUACAUCAAAUCCUGUGACCCACAAACCUCAGCUGCCACAGGGGUCAGUCGCCAUCAAAGAGUUGUUACACACGGCAGCUCACGUUUUGCCGGCCGCUUCGGUCCUGUGCUCACUGUUCGUCACCUCCCUCCUGAUCUCCAAUACUGGAGUCCGAGAGGAAAUGGAUUCUUCAGAGCAGGAAAUGGACAGUGAGAAAGAGGAAGAAGACUCCGAGGAGGAAAUAGAAGCGUGUGACAGUCAGCAGGAGCUCAGAGCUCAAGGUUCUGUGGAUGAGGUGACCCCAAAGCUUUCCAAAGCGCAAGAGAAGGAACUGAGAAAAGUCAGAAAAACUGACUUUAGUUGGAUGACUGGCCUCAUUGACUCCAAAUCAUGAUCUUGCAAUUUCACAAUAUAAAUAAAUGCUUCAGCUCUAUU